Molecule: messenger RNA, 460 nt
Organism: Drosophila kikkawai
Lineage: Eukaryota; Metazoa; Arthropoda; Insecta; Diptera; Drosophilidae
Source: RefSeq, a predicted model, not a curated record
CCUUUCAAACAUUUCUAAGCCUUUAAAAAAUUCCUGUUUGGAAAUGCUGUUUUUUAAAUUUUUUGUAAAAUAAUAAAUUUUAAGUCAAUAAGGAAAACAUUUACCGCUGACCAAAAUGAAUAAACUGAACAAGGAGUGGUCGCGAGCAGUGCCCUUUAAGCCCAAGGAUAAUCUUACAACCGAGGCGAAAAAUAGAGCUGCCAAGUUUGUGUCAUCUAUUGAAACGGAUUGCGUUCCUGUAUCAAUGGCAUGUCUGAUUGGCUGGGAGUACGCUCGGAUUUGGCUGCGAGAUCGUGACAAUUUUGUAAAGAAACGCAAUAAGGCUGUGAAGGCAAAAUUUAUUAAAAAUGACUUUGAAUCAUGGCUGAACAAGCGUAAAACCCCAAAACGAAACCAAAAAUUUUGACGAAGCGGAAAUUAUUAUUUUUUUUUUUUCAAUUAAAAAUGUAUAACAUUGUAA